AACCAGUCAGAGAUCAGAAGAAAUUCGCCGCUCUGCGACUGAACAGAGACGAAAGAGAGAGCUCAGAGAAAGUACCCCGAGGUACAUUGAUUGUUGCAGUCGGACUACAAGCUUUAAUUAUUGUUAGAACCCAGUUAUCUGCUGGAAUUGGUCCUAAUAUACGUGAGCAUUAAUGUAUUGACGCGCUUUUUAUGUGCAGCUUUAUGAGUGGGGAUAAGUUUCCUAGCCUGCUAACCCGACUCACUAGCCUAUAAAUAAACAAACAAAUUUCGGCUCUCACGAAAAAACAAACAAAGGAGAAACAAGCCAAACGUAUAAUUAAAAAGCGGAAACGUUGCAAAUAGAGCCGUUUCUCCAUAAGAACCGAAGUAAAUCCUCGGCGUCGGCUUGUUGAGUUUAGCCAGUUUGCUAAUGAAAUGCUUCUCUGACAAUUAGCGAAUAAAUCUGGAGUGACAAGGGAUAUCCGAGCCUCCUGUCAGGAUUGUCUACAGAGAAAUUUUAUUUUUAGGCAGAAAGCUUCAUCUGCGUCCUGUCUUAAAUCUGGACUGACUGCAGCAUCUCUUGUAGUUCGGUAUUGGACAGGUAGCCAGAAGCUAACUGCGGUAUCCAGGCGGGGAGAGAGAAGGUGCUGUGACACCGUUUCUAAUAUCAGGUGCCCAGAGUGUCUGAUAUUGAGGCUUCACUUCAGUUUGACCACCCACCUGAGUCAUGGAGAAGGAUGAAAAUGGUGAAAACAUGGUGGAAACGGUGAAGGACUUAGUUGUGACCUCUGCCUAUAGAUAUACCAAGGAAGAACUUGUGGAAAUCAAAGAACUGCCAAUUUCCAAUGAGAGGCCAGAGUGUCUUUCAGAGAAAUAUGACAGUGAUGGGGUUUGGGACCCUGAAAAAUGGCAUGCCUCACUAUAUCCCUCUUCAGAAAACAGCUGUCCAGCAGAAGGAUACAAGAAAGAUUAUGCAGAGGACAGAGUUCCGCUAAAACGCAGAAUUGCAGAUCCUCGGGAACGUGUAAAAGAUGAUGAUCUUGAGGUGGUUCUUAGUCCACAGCGCCGUAGUUUUGGUGGUGGCUGUCAAGUGGCACCCACUGCCCUCCCUCGUCGCCCCAUCAGCCCUCUGGAGAACAAAGAGAAUGAGUCACUACGUUUGGGGGGAGCACGUCGCAUAGGGAGUGGCCGUAUCAUUGCAUCACGUGUAUUUGAGAGGGACGCACGAGUUGACAAGGAGAGGGAACGAGACCGAGAACGUGAAUUUAAGGACAAGAGAUUUAGGAGAGACUUUGGAGACAAAAGAGUGUUCAGUGAGAGAAGAAGAAAUGACUCCUAUGCAGAAGAGGAGCCAGAGUGGUUCUCUGGUGGACCUACUAGUCAGUCCGAGACCAUUGAGCUCAUUGGCUUUGAUGACAAAAUCUUGGAGGAUGACAAGCGGAGGACCAAACGUUCCAGGAAGAAGCCAGAGUCUAUUAAAGAAGUUGAAUGUAAUGGUGGGCUCUCUGGGGAUCCUGAAGUAGUUCAAGAGUCAGGAGCUGAUCAAGAGGUUCCACAUGCUGAGGUUCUUCCUGAGCAAACCCCUGGAGAAUUUGACUUCAAUGAGUUCUUCAAUCUUGAAAAGACCAUGCCUGGCCUGGCUUCGAUGAUUGAAGAUGUUCUUGCUGAGGGUCCUGUCAUGGCCAGUCGUUUCAGUCGCUGGUUCUCCAGUAACAGAAGUCCCUCUGGCAGCCGCUCCAGCAGUCUACGUUCCACACCACACGAGGAGUUGGAGAGACUAGCAGGUCUCGAUCCUCAUACUGGAACUCUGAAUCAGGGUACAUCCUUGUACUUCACCCCCAUCUCUUCAGUGGAACGCAAAGAGAAUGUUGACAUACUGGAGCUGCUGCAUAAAGCCAACAUUGACCUGAAACCUCUACUGUCUAGCUUGAAUGUCAACAAGGCUCACCUAAAAGAGAGCACAAACUCGGGGGUAGUAUUGUCUUUGGAGGAAGUGGAAGGGAGUCUGAAGGCCCUGAAGGUGCAGCCUGAACCAGCUCCAUCAUUACCUCAAAAGCAGCCCAGCGGAGGUGGGGGAACUCCCUUCAUGGUGGAGCACCUUGAAAAGGCUCUCACGGAAUGUACCGGGGUUGCAUCACGACCACGAGACCCUGACAUGUCUGCAUUUAAUAAGUUAGUGAGCACCAUGAAGGCAAGUGGAACCCUGCCCACCCACCCCAAAGCCAGCGGGAGCAGUUUACAGCAGCAGUCAGUGGAUCCUGCUCUUGUGUCCUUAUCGGAGACGCAGGUACCCACCUCCCAGCAGAAAAACAUAUUUCAGGAAUUGUUGGUUGCCCCUCAUGGCCCUGUUCCUGCCCCUGUGCCUGGCCUCAUACACCAACGCGCUUCACCCCCACUCUUCCCACAGAGAGCCCCUAUACAGGACUUUUUCCCGGGCAUGCCACCUGCAACAGGGUUCCCUAUUGGCCCACAAACUGUGUUGGAUCAAAUUCCAGACAUUAACAGGGCCAGGAAUACACCACAGAUGAGAGCUUUGCCAAUGGGAGUGGAUCAGACCAAUCUGGAAGCUUUGUUUCAGCAGGAUCUGGCAGCUCUUAAUCGCCAACAGUACCAACAAGCCUACAACAAACAGGCUCAUGAUAAGGUGUUUCGCAACAGACAAACCAGGAUGAACCAUUCACCUGGGCCUCACCUGCCUGGCCGGGCAUCACCUGCCAAUACAAUAACAAGUGUAUUGUCUCCAUCCUUCACUCCCACUUCUGUGAUCAAAAAAAUGUACGAGUCAAAAGAGAAAAGUCGAGAUGAUCUUGGGAGUAGACCAGGAAGCAAGGAGGAGACUGUGAACUCCCAUAACUCACAGGAGGAUGGGCCUCCAUCACCCAGUUUCUUUCUGGAAGAUGUGGACACCAGUGGUCCUCAGACUGGUGGGGUAAAAGCAUGCUCCACCCCUGUUCCUACUCGGAGUCGUCAUAGUAAAGACCCAGACCGACCCAGGCCUCCUUCAACAACAGGCCACACUCCCACUAUGCUGUCACCAGGACCAUCUUCUCCCUUCCCCAGACCCCAGAUGUAUCCAGUCCCUCUGCUUCCCCACGUCCCCUUGGUCAGACCUCCACCCCAGCUUCACCCGGGUGUGAUGCAGAGGAUGCUGGCUCAGGGCAUCCAGCCUCAACAGCUCGGACCCACAUUAUUACAAACGGGCAUGUUCCCUCAGGCUGUAGACCUGUCUCAGCUUCAGGGUUUGCCCCCAGCCCUCUUAGGGCAGCCUCUGUAUCCCCUUGGUCCUGCAGGACAUCCACUUAUGACCUCUAGAGCUGCAGGAACACACAUGCAGUUAGCAGUCAUGCAGCAACAGCUUCAACAGCAGCAGAGACCAAAUCUGCCAGUGGCUCCGUUAGGAGGACCCCAAUCACAGAGCUACGGUCCCCAUCGGACAAACCAUUCCCAGCGAAGAGGUGGCAGCCCUCCUCUGGGUCUGGCCAAGUGGUUUGGAUCUGACAUGCUGCAACAGCCCCUCCCUUCCAUGCCGUCUACUAAAGUAAUCAGUGUUGACGAGCUCGAGUUCCGCCAGUGAUGACCUCCUCUGACCAGUC
Molecule: messenger RNA, 3574 nt
Organism: Sinocyclocheilus rhinocerous
Lineage: Eukaryota; Metazoa; Chordata; Actinopteri; Cypriniformes; Cyprinidae
Product: eukaryotic translation initiation factor 4E transporter
Exons: 19
Coding region: 709-3555 (948 amino acids)
Biological process (GO): negative regulation of translation
Cellular component (GO): cytoplasm; nucleus
Molecular function (GO): mRNA binding
Source: RefSeq, a predicted model, not a curated record